UUGACGGUUGCGUAUUUAUUUAUUCAUUCUUUAUGCAAAGAUAAAUUAAAUUUAUGAAGAGUAUUUAAACAAAAGUCUGUGCACCAAAAUGGCUUCGUUUUUUAAUGUGGGUGCUCUGGGAAAUGUAUUCUCGACACCCAUUGGCCAGCGGAUUGAGGCAGCUACGGAUGCAAACUUAGUCUCAGAAAACUGGGCUGCCAAUAUAGAGAUAUGCGAUAUGAUCAACGAAUCUUCGGACACCGCGCGAGACGCAAUGCGUGCCAUACGCAAGCGCCUGUCCCAAAAUGCGGGCAAGAACAACCAGGUUAUCAUGUAUACGCUAACCGUGCUGGAAACCUGCGUAAAAAACUGCGGCAAGGCAUUCCAUGUGCUGGUGGCGCAAAAGGACUUCAUUAAUGAUCUGGUAAAGCUGAUUGGUCCCAAAAAUGACCCGCCUGCGGCAAUGCAGGAAAAGGUGCUAAGCUUAAUCCAGAUUUGGGCAGAUGCAUUCAAGAAUCAGCCAGAUCUCAAUGGCGUUACGCAGAUGUAUAUGGAGCUAAAGAACAAGGGCAUUGAAUUUCCACCCACCGACAUGGAUGCCAUGGCACCUAUAUACACGCCACAAAGAAGUGUGCCGGAGCCAGUGCAGCCAGUGGUAUCACCACAGCACGUGGCAGCAUCCGUUGCGCCAGCUACAGGACCCUUGCAUCUAACAGCCGAGCAGGCAGCCAAGCUUCGCUCUGAGUUGGAGAUUGUGAGCAACAACAUGUCCAUACUUGCCGAAAUGCUCAGUGUGUUGAAACCAGGACAAGAGUCUGCAGAUGACUAUGCGCUGCUUGGCGAGCUUACUGCCACCUGCAAGGAGAUGCAAUCACGCAUUGUCGACUUGAUAGGACGCGUGCAGGACGAUGAGUUGACUGCUGAAUUUUUACGCAUCAACGACGAACUCAAUAAUGUCUUCCUGCGCCAUCAGCGCUACGAGAAGCAACGCGCCAGCACCAACAUAAACUCUGCAGCAAUUACUUCUCCCUCUGCCGUGCUGGGCGCGGCUAUGGGCGUGCCGACAGCCUCAGCUGGUGUCUUGGGCAGCGAAGUUAGCAAUACGCCACAAAGCGAUCAGCUGUUGAUUGAUCUAAUUGAAAGCAGUGAGGAACAAUUGCCUAAAAGCUUUGGACACUUGCAGCUAGGCGGUGCCACUGCGGCUGCAGCUCCUGGCGUAGCUGCAGUCGGCGGCGGUGGUGCUGCUGCAGCCGAUGAAUUUGAUAUGCUGGCGCAAUCUCGCACCGAUGGCAACCACAAAGUGGAGCUGCUGCGUGAUAUACCCAGCGUGGAUGCCGCGGCGGGCAGCAAGAGUUCACCUUACAAGCAACAGCAACCACAAAAGUCGGCGGCAACAGCAACAGCAACAGCAGCGGCAACAACAAUACAACGAAGCUCUGGCGAAACUCCAGCAGCUAGUAAAUCGACGAAAGAGAAUGAGAUCGAUGAAAUGGAGGCGUGGCUGGGCAGCUCAAAGGACAUUGAUGGCAUAGAGGAGCUAACUAGUUCAGAGUUUGACAAAUUCCUGGAGGAGCGUGCCGCUGCUGCUGAGCAACUGCCAACCAUACAGACAAGCACAACCUCUAAUACAGGUGGCGCAGCACCAAAGAAACCUGCAGCUGACGAGGAUCUGCUGGCGCUCUGAGUGCACAUAAGCUGUUCAAAAUUGAACGUGUUACACAUGCCUAACGUAUACAUACAUACAUAUGUUUAGAAAUACAUAUUAUAAACUGCUUUUUAUUUUUUUGUAUACAAAUUGUUUAAGGUUUAUGCAAAGAUUCCAAAACUGUAACUUAUUCCAAAAUACUACACACACACAUUGAUGGUUUAUUGUAAUGUAUAUUAUGUUUACAUUUAUUUUUGU
Molecule: messenger RNA, 1882 nt
Organism: Drosophila busckii
Lineage: Eukaryota; Metazoa; Arthropoda; Insecta; Diptera; Drosophilidae
Product: TOM1-like protein 2
Exons: 6
Coding region: 89-1663 (524 amino acids)
Biological process (GO): signal transduction
Cellular component (GO): endosome; membrane
Molecular function (GO): phosphatidylinositol binding; ubiquitin binding; clathrin binding
Source: RefSeq, a predicted model, not a curated record